Molecule: messenger RNA, 1159 nt
Organism: Tripterygium wilfordii
Lineage: Eukaryota; Viridiplantae; Streptophyta; Magnoliopsida; Celastrales; Celastraceae
Product: PRA1 family protein F2-like
Exons: 1
Coding region: 224-820 (198 amino acids)
Biological process (GO): vesicle-mediated transport
Cellular component (GO): Golgi apparatus; endoplasmic reticulum
Source: RefSeq, a predicted model, not a curated record
GACUUCUGCGGCAUUUCCAUCAACAUAACGAGCGACCUAUCAGAGCAUGUGAACAGUGAACUGUUAAAAGCUCCCUCUGCCCCCUUUCGCUCUGGCUCUUCAGUUUCAAUUUCAUACGGAAUUGCGUUGGAGAUACGCAGAAGCUAGGGUUUGUUUCGAGAUUCCACUUGGCUUUGACUUAGAUCCUUCAAAUCUUGAAAAAACUCUGGGAGUCUAGUCUCCAAUGAAAUCAACUUCUUCAGCCCCCUACGGCGCCAUCCCCUCCUCCACAACUCCUCCAACCACCACCAACUUCCUCACUCGCGCCACCGCCAACACCAGAGCCUACUUCGCCUCUCGCCGCCAAUGGACCGAAUUCUUCAAUCUAUCCUCCUUUACGCGUCCUCACUCUUUCGGGGAGGCCACCGUACGAUUAAAAAGGAAUCUGAACUACUUCCGCGGGAAUUACGCCAUGAUUAUCCUUGGCAUCCUCUUCCUUAGCCUCCUUUGGCACCCGCUCUCGUUGAUCGUCUACAUAAUAAUCUUCGUCGCUUGGUUCUUCCUCUACUUUUUCCGUGACGAACCUCUUGUCAUCGUUGGCCGCACUGUCGACGAUCGCAUCGUGCUCGGCGUGCUUUCCGUGGUGACCGUUGUGGUUCUGGUCUUCACGAGCGUGUGGCUUAAUGUGCUGGUUUCCAUCCUCAUUGGGGCUUUUCUUGUCGUUUUACACGCCGCAAUUAGAGGAACAGAGGAUUUGUACAUGGACGACUUGGAGGGGAGCGAUGGAAGGUUGUUCUCGGUUUUGGAAAGCCCUACACGUGCCGGAUAUUCCCGCGUUUAGUUGAUUCUUGAAGCGAGCCUCUUGAUGCCCAAUUUGGAUUUGGUGAAUGUGUAAGUAGUUCAGGCUUUUGAGUGAUGUAUUUGAAGGAUCUUCUUGAAUAGUUACAGCAAUUCACACUGGUAAAAUAAGAUCCUCUAUUUCUCUAAUUCACAUUUUCCUUCUCUUUUUUUAGCUUAUAAUUUUGAUUUGCUGACACUAAGAGCUUUCUUUUCUUUUCUACAAUAUGUUUGUUGAAGUGAUAGUCUGAGUUGAAUCCAUACAGGUGCUAGUUUAUGGAUGAAUAUCUUGUUCUUGUAAUGGCAAUUCGAGAUUCAAGCAUAUUGUUUUUUGAUUUUGCUC